Magallana angulata is the source of this 4319-nucleotide messenger RNA. Its product is annotated as follicle-stimulating hormone receptor-like. Gene Ontology annotation, biological process: G protein-coupled receptor signaling pathway. The record is from RefSeq and is a predicted model, not a curated record. The coding region runs from base 983 to 3856 and encodes 957 amino acids. Lineage: Eukaryota; Metazoa; Mollusca; Bivalvia; Ostreida; Ostreidae. Gene Ontology annotation, molecular function: G protein-coupled receptor activity; protein-hormone receptor activity; protein binding. Gene Ontology annotation, cellular component: membrane. The transcript has 9 exons.
AGUUAGUGCUGUACUUUUGUUCUUAUAGGGAAAUUUGAUUGGUAAAUCGGUAUUUACCAAAACCUGAGCCAUUCAAUCUGUUAUCGAGGGAUUGUGUUUGUCUUCGGUGAUAAAUGAAACGUCUUUUCGCUGCAAAAUCAAAAGACUGUGUACUAGCCAGCUGAUUAGGGGCUGUUCUUUUUGAUAAUUUGAGAAAAAUUGAACGACGUGGGGUCAAUUUUGUUUUCGCCUCCCGUUGCGUUCUAAAUCAGAUACUGAAAUCCGGGAGCAAGGCAAGUGCGAAAGUGUUCGUAUGAUCGUUGGAUAGAAAGAAAAGAGAGACUGAUAAAUGGCUCUGUCCCCCGUGGUCCUCUGAAUUCAUAGACCAAGUCAUUGCAGUUUCCAACGUAACCACCACACUUGACAAACUUGGGACAUCCUCGGGUCUUGUCCUUUAACUUCUACAGUAAUGUCAGUAGCAUUACGGAUUUUAUAAAUAAUUUGUGUGUGUGGACAACUUUAUUUGCAUGAUAGAAUGUGAAGGAACAUUUUUGCAGUGACAUAGGCCAGACUCUUUGUUUUUCUUCCAUCAGAGUCAAAACAAACACAGAAGAGAAUUGGUCCGUCCCAUAUCAACAGGCGAAGUGACGUUUUGGAGUAUCUUGCAAUGCUAUCGGACCGAGAGCGUAUACGUUUAAUCUUUCCGCGCUCUAACUCAACGCCGCUCUCCAUAUAGUGUCGAGGCAUCGGAGACUAUCAUUUCCAAUUAAGAUAUGCAAACGCAACGGAUUCCUUCCACUGUUUCAGAAGUAAUUUGCAUACAAACAAUUUAAAGGGGUGAAUCUAUAAUAUGAUCUCUCUUCUACCAGAUUGUAAUUACAACAAACGAUCCGUCGACGUGAUGAGAUUUUAACGCCAUUUCUUCAUUUUCUGCUCCGAUUUAUUAUUCGCCGAACAAUUAGAAUCAUCGGUAUUGUCGACUUAGCCUUCAUGUUUAAAUAUCAUGGAGAUAUGGAAAGUGUAUUUUCGGUGCUUCUUUCUGUUAUAUACAGUUUUAGCUUUGUGUUGUGCAGCAGUAGUUGGCGAGUUUUCAGACUGCGGGGAGCGUUGCCUCUGUGACGGUACGAGGGUUGUUUGUGAAAACUCAUCUUUACAAACCAUACCCGAACAUCUACCGGCAAAUUUGACAUCAUUAUCUUUUAUCGGGACCAGCAUCAAAGUCCUUUCAAAGAACUCUUUUAGGAAAUAUCCUGAUGUUCGUUACUUAAGUUUUACGGACCGUGACCUGCCAUGCAGACUAGAGUCCAUACAGCCGGGAGCGUUCAAAGGAUUACCUCAUCUAAAAGGAAUCACAAUCGGCGGCUGCGAAAAACUCCGUAACAUCGGCGGCGGUGUCUUCACCCAGUUCCAGUCCCUGGAAACUAUAGACAUGUUUAGGAAUGGGAUCACAGACAUCCCGGAUUUCAGCGCAUUUUCAACUCUUUACGCUUCCGGAUGGAUGGAACGCAUAGUGAUAAGGGAAAAUAGCCAUAUUACAGAUAUUCGGAAGGACACUUUUUCCGGAGUAAAAACACUUGAGCUACGUCUGAAAGGAAGCAAUCUAGGAAGCAUCAGAAAUGGCGCCUUUAAGAAUGCAAACAUAUACAAACUAGAUCUCCUGGACAACACGCGUCUCAAACUACUGGAGGACAACGCCUUUGCCGGAAUCAAUGGAUUGAAGUACUUAGACCUCUCGAACACAGCAAUCACGAAUCUCCCAACCAGUGGUUUAACGAACAUCGAGACACUGGUUAUUCGAGAGACGAAGACUCUUCGAACAUUCCCAGCAGUUGUUCGAUUUAACAAACUCAUUCGAGCGGAACUCACUUAUCCACAUCAUUGCUGUGCGUUUAAAAAUCCAGAAAAACAGUACCCAACUGAAUGGGAAGAUUUCCGGCGCCGAGUAGAGAGGGAGUGUUCUAGAACCACCACCAGCGCCCUCCCAACAGUUCCAACAACUACCACCCCUUCAGAUCUCUUUGAAAUGUUCCAACCGCAAAAGAAGAUGGCGGAUAGGAGAGUCAAACGAGAUUCUAUCUUUGAUGAUUUGACACGUCAGGACAUUCUGUUCAAGAACGAGUCCGUCUACAGAUGGGCGCCUAGUCUAGAUAUGGGUAAAGGAAACGGAUUUGGAGACAUUGUCAACUCGUCGAAUGUUGAUGAAAACACUAUAGACAGGCCAACGCAAGGAGGGAGUUUUGUGACGUUUACCAUUCCGACCAACUCCACUGGGUACCAGUCACAAGUAUUGUGUGGGGAAGUGGUUUUCAGGCACCGGAAAGUAGAGUGUACGCCUGUCCCCGAUGCUUUCAAUCCGUGCGAGGAUGUUAUGGGCUCGGAAUGGCUUCGAAUAUUCGUUUGGCUGGUGGUGUGGGCGACUCUGAUAGGCAACAUCAUCGUCCUUGUUGUCUUGCUGUCGAAUCGCAAGAAAAUGACGGUUACAAAGUUCCUCAUGUGCAACUUGGCGUUUGCAGACUUCUUAAUGGGUGUAUAUCUAUUGCUGUUGGCAGCCAUAGAUAUCCACAGCCUUGGUGAAUAUUUCAACUUUGCCAUAGCAUGGCAGAACGAAGGAGGGUGUCAGACAGCGGGGUUCUUAACAGUGUUUUCAUCAGAGUUAUCUGUCUUUACGCUCACAGUCAUCACGAUGGAGCGAUGGUAUGCCAUCAGCCACGCCAUCCAUCUGACCAAGCGGCUUAAGCUUCGGCAGUCAUGCGUGGUCAUGGCAGUCGGGUGGUUGUACGCUGUGGUGAUGGCUUUGCUGCCUCUGGUCGGUAUAAACGGUUAUGGUAACGUCAGCGUGUGUUUACCUAUGGACGUCACCAAAACAGGUGACGUUGUUUACGUCAUAUCUCUGUUAGUGUUGAAUGGAUUAGCUUUUAUCGUGAUUUGCAUGUGUUAUAUAAACAUGUAUUGCCGUGUUCGAGGAAACGAUUCCACUCUUUCUCAGAGUUCUGACACCAGAAUUGCAAAGAGGAUGGCCACUCUGAUUUUCACGAAUUUCAUUUGCUGGGCACCAAUCGCAUUUUUCGGAAUAACCGCUGCGGCAGGCUGGCCUCUGAUAGACGUGUCCAACUCCAAAAUUCUUCUUGUGUUCUUUUAUCCGUUAAACUCCUGUGCGAAUCCUUAUUUGUACGUCAUAAUCACGAAACAAUUUCGUAAGGAUACCAUAUUGUUGCUGGCGAAAUAUGGAAUGUGUACGGAGAGAGCGAAUCGAUGUAAAGGAACGGUCACUCAUUCUAAAACUCUUACAAAUUCCAGAAAGAACAGUUUAGCUGUACAUUCUGUUAUUCAUCCGACCAAUAACUGCGUGGCACAUUCCAAUGACGUCAUCCCUAAAGAAAAUGGCGUCACCCAUGAUCCAGACACUCACGAACUGAGCAUAAUUCAGCACGUUUCACCAAUAAAGGAUAAAAGUUUAAGAAUGUUAUGGAAGAUGCAGCGUUCAUUUUCCAAUUCAAUUUCUAGUGAGAAUCAAACUGAGAAAAAGCUAGAUUCCACACAGUUUUACGAUAUCUAUAAUAACACAUCUCGUUUAAAAGAAGAAGAAACGGGUUCAACAUUUGGUCUACAAAACCAGUCGUGCUCAGAAUCGGUAGACUCUAACAUCUCCCAUAUAAACAAAUACCACACUACACAAGAAACCAAUAGUAAUAAUUUUAGUUUGAAUUUGAAAUCCAGUGACCCCGUGAUUAAUUCACUUGACCCGGAAGUUGUGUCAUGUAAUGGCGACCUCCAAGAGGAACGCUCUAGUGAUGAGGCGUCCGUAGAAACCGCCAAGUAUUUAGACUGCUACAAAUCUCUUGUGGCUGGAAAUUCUUCCAGCGUGGGCUUAAAAUAAGAUGACCAUUAUUCGCGAAAGUCCUCGAUAGGGAGUACUUUGAGUCAAUAUGAUGAAAACAGUACUUUGAAUUAAGGAGCGGAUACCCGACAGUUACCAGGGUGUUCGAAUUAAACGCUUUAUAAAAAAAAAUACGCGCCUAUUGCUUAAAUGUGAACUCUUGAAAUAGGAUAAAAAUGAGGUGUUUAUAUUUUAAGUUAUUUCGUACAGAUUACGUGUUGUAUUGUGGCUUUUUAUAAAGGUUUCUUGGUAAGUUAUCAUUAUAUACAGGUAUGGGUAUUAAUUUACACAUAUUAUAUAAUAUGUGCCAACGGGCAUCCCAAAUAAUGAUAUGAAUAUUACACAGGUAAAUUGUUGUGGUUUGGUUUAUAUAAGUAUUAUCUACUGUACAAAUUAUUGUUACAUGUAUAUAAAUGAAAAGUUUAAUUUUGACGUUAUAAUAAACUGCAUUUUGUUUCUCGAA